Molecule: messenger RNA, 2054 nt
Organism: Betta splendens (Siamese fighting fish)
Lineage: Eukaryota; Metazoa; Chordata; Actinopteri; Anabantiformes; Osphronemidae
Gene: ccnc
Product: cyclin C
Exons: 12
Coding region: 150-1001 (283 amino acids)
Biological process (GO): positive regulation of transcription by RNA polymerase II
Cellular component (GO): nucleus; mediator complex
Molecular function (GO): cyclin-dependent protein serine/threonine kinase regulator activity
Source: RefSeq, a predicted model, not a curated record
UCAGAACCAUUCCACAUAUUCUUCUGUUCUUACCCGGACGGAUUUUAACGUUACGCUGGUGCCUGCCUAGCUCAACUCUUACGAUAGUCACUUCUUUGUAGGCAAUUAUCUAUAUUAUACGAGUUGUCCUCUACCUCAACUACUACAUCAUGGCUGGAAACUUUUGGCAAAGUUCUCAUUACCUGCAGUGGGUUCUGGAUAAGCAGGACUUGAUGAAAGAGCGCCAGAAGGACCUGAAGUUCCUUGCAGAAGAGGAGUACUGGAAGCUGCAGAUCUUCUUCGCCAAUGUGAUCCAGGCUUUAGGGGAACACCUGAAGCUGAGGCAGCAGGUCAUAGCUACUGCAACUGUAUAUUUUAAACGCUUCUAUGCCAGGUAUUCAUUGAAAAGUAUAGAUCCAGUCCUAAUGGCUCCUACCUGUGUUUUUCUGGCUUCUAAAGUUGAGGAGUUUGGAGUUGUAUCUAAUACCAGGCUGAUUUCUGCUGCAACAUCUGUGUUGAAAACAAGAUUUUCUUACGCCUUUCCAAAGGAGUUUCCCUACAGAAUGAAUCAUAUACUAGAAUGUGAGUUCUACCUUCUGGAGUUGAUGGACUGCUGCCUGAUUGUGUACCACCCCUAUAGACCACUGUUGCAGUAUGUGCAGGAUAUGGGACAGGAGGACAUGCUGCUGCCUCUGGCUUGGCGAAUAGUUAAUGACACGUACAGGACGGAUCUGUGUCUGCUCUACCCUCCGUUCAUGAUUGCCCUGGCCUGUUUGCAUGUUGCCUGUGUGGUGCAGCAGAAAGAUGCCAGGCAGUGGUUUGCAGAGCUCUCUGUUGACAUGGACAAAAUCUUGGAGAUUAUCCGUGUCAUUCUGAAGCUUUACGACCAGUGGAAAAAUUUUGAUGACAGGAAGGAGAUACCUGCUGUACUGAACAAAAUGCCAAAGCCCAAACCUCCUCCGAACAGUGAAAGUGACCAGAGCUCCAACGGGAACCAAAGCAACUCUUACAGCCAGUCUUAGCAUGACAUCUCUACUUACCUGGAAUCCAUAAUGUCCAUAUAGAGAUGGUUGGCUCUUUCUUAAAUUGAAUACAGUGGAAAAAUCACUCAUCAGCUGACAAUCAACUCUCUUCUUCUUUGACUGACAAUGAUCAAACUGUGAGCCCUGUCUUCAUGUUCCUUCUCUGGUCAUUAUGGAUUGAAGAUUUAGCAAGCGGCUACUUGAAUGCCUGCAGUAAACAACCCACAGUACCGGUGACAACGGAGUUGUAUUGUCCCAGUGAGGCCGCUGUGCUCUUUCAGACUUGAAAUGAACUAAAACUGAGGAACGCUUGGGGGGGGGUGGGAAUAUGGAGCACAGUCAUGAGAUUUCUGUCAACGUAGAAACUUGUCAUUGCGAUAAUCCUGAUAUUCUUGAACAGCCCAGAGGAGCCAGUGAUUUUAUUUGGAGCUCCUUUGGAUAUGAGAAACUUGAUCACAAGUACAAGUGUGUGCGUGUGUGUGAAUCCCUGCUGUAGGUCUUCAUUCCUCAGGGACUGCAGUACAGCGGUGAAAUAACUUGAUCCUGUGCUGUUUAAAGACUGGAUGUGUGUGUGUAGCGGCUCUGUAAUCGCGCUGCCAGAGAGAUUGGGCUGUGGCAGGAAGAAUCCCAAGAGGCUUCUCUUUAAGGUAGAAAUGAACUUUUAACACAAGAAUUUACUGUUUUGAAUCAGGACAAGUCUGUCUCCCUCUCAUUCCUGCAUCCCUUUUGUAAAUAUAAUCACUUAUCUUUCACAAUGCACGUAGAAGAAAAUCAUGAGUUUCAAGAUAGAAAAUAAUUUUUUUAGUGUCAUUCUCUUCACUUGCUUCAUUUUAUGUUUAAUUUUUCAUUUAAUUAAAAAUUGCAUUUGGUCUAGGUUAGUGUGCACAUUUUAAGUUGUACAUUUCUUUAUUUCUUGUAUUUGAUGAGUUUUAUCAUUUAACUGUGGCCAUAUGUGUCUGUCAUAUAUUGUUGUCAUUGUACAGUGGGAUGCGUGUGUUGCUUUACUUGAAAGCCUUACAGAAUUAAAGCUGCUGAUUAAAGAACUUCAUGACA